Messenger RNA from Coregonus sp. 'balchen', 8541 nucleotides. The record is from the annotation of a GenBank genome assembly. NCBI's taxonomy places the organism in Eukaryota, Metazoa, Chordata, Actinopteri, Salmoniformes, Salmonidae.
UAAUUCAAUAUGGCGACACACAUGUCGAGGUGUAGAACUUGGGGCCGUGUUCAGAGGUAAUUUUCACGUUAAUCUUAAAACAGUUGCCUCUGUGAUUGCACUGACUUUACUGAAAUAUGUAUGUACUUAUUCGUGAUCAGCUAGCUGGCCAACCGUAGCCUAGCUAGCUAGCUAGCUGUCAAACUAGCAUGCAAACAAGCUAGCGUAGCUCGUCUUGGAGCUAAGGACAGUCAAAGUCAAACAAAACAAUGUUGUGGAAAGCUAUAUAUAUUUUUUAUAUAUAGUCGGCUCAAACCGAAUAGCAUUAUUGACAGUAACGUUAUAUGCAUGCCAGCGCAGUUGUGAUUUCCUCUAGCUAGCUAGCUAACGUUAGCACUAAGUAGGCAAGACAGAUGUAUUUUAACGAUGUCAGUUAAAUGUAUAUCAAUUAAUCAAAAAAUCUAAGCACGUUUUUGGGCUCAUUCAGUAGUUUUUACGUGAUUAAGUAGAAUCCUGUUGGAAAAUAAUGUUAAUUAUCAUUUAUAUUCUUAAAACAUAAAUUGAAAAUGACUUGGAUUUUAUUUUGUAUUAUUUGUGUAUUUGUUGACAUUUUACUGCAUUGUUAGGCGCUAGCUAGUAACAUAAACAUUUCGUUGCCGCCGCUAUAACAUCUGCUAAACUGUGUACGCGACCAAUAAACUUUGAUUUGAUAAUGUUACUGCUUCCUGUUGUCAUCUAUUUUAGAUUUAUAGCCCAGUGUCAAAACACCGGUUUUAAAUGUCAAAAUUCAUGUUCAACAUGCUGAAAUAGGUUGUGAUAUUUUGAAGACUAAACAAAAAAAUACUCCCGACACACGUGUCACACUUGUUUUCAGAUUACUUACAUUUUGCUAAAUUAGUACCAUAUAAACUACACACAACAUUUACCAGGCGGGCACUCUAAACUGGAAUUGAUUAGCUUGUUGUACUGUAAUCAAUAGCUUGCGCAAAUUAAUCCCUCACAUCGAUAUUCUAAAGAAAUCAAUGGAACUGGGACAAUAACAGCGGCAACAUGUACCAUUUACGCUCUACUAAAAGACAAACCACAACAAAGUUGGGAAUACUAACAUACGUGUUGAUCGUUGAGCCCAUGUAGUAGGUAGCCUAGCGGUUAAGAGCCUUGGGCCAGUAACCAAAAGGUUGCUGGUUCAGAUCCCCUUGACCAAGGCACUUAACCCUAAUUGUUCCUGUGAGUCGCUCUGAAUAACAGCGUAUGCUAAAUAAAAAAAUAAUGAAGUUUAGUAGACAUUUAUCAAUUCAUCCUUGUGCCACAAUGUUUACAGUAGAUGGCCAAUACGAAAAAGUUAAAGCAACACUUUUUGGACAGGAUAAUUUAAACGAAUCAUCAUCUUACUGGUAGUUCUACAUAGUGACAGGUUGGCUUUCAUUUGAUCAAAUGCUUAGUAAACAACAACUAACAGUGAAAUGCCCUUCCCAACAAUGCAGAGAAAGAAAAUGGAGAAACAAUAGAAAAGGAAUAACACAUGAUAUUAAUUGCACAAUGAGUAACUAUAUCCUGGCUAUACGGGUACCAGUACCGAGUCGAUGUGCAGGGGUACGAGGUAUUUAAGGUAGAUACAGUGCCUUCAGAAAUUAUUCACAUUUUUUGUAAUUUAUUGUCAACACAAAAUACUCUUAAUGUCAAAGUGGAAUAAAAAUUCUAACAUUUGCAAAGAAUUUAUGAAAAAUGCAACACUAUCUUUGAUUUGAUGAGUAUUCAACCCCCUAAGUCAAUACAUGUUAGAAUCACCUUUGUCAGUGAUUACAGCUGUGAGUCUUUCUGGGUAAGUCUCUAAGAGCUUUCCACGUCUGGAUUGUGCAACAUUUAUUCUUAAAACAAUUCUUCAAGCUCUGUCAAAUUGGUUGUUGAUCAUUGCUAGACAACCAUUUUCAGGUCUUGCCAUAGAUUUUCAAGCAGAUUUACAGUGCCUUGCAAAAGUAUUCAUCCCCCUUGGCAUUUUUCCUAUUUUGAAUUGGACCAUUUUCCUGUCCUGCUAAGCAUUCAAAAUCUAUGGAGUAAAAAGUACAUUAUUUUCUUUAGGAAUGUAGUGAAAGUGAAAGUUGUCAAAAAUAUAAAUAGUAAAGUUAAGUACAGAUACCCCAAAAAACUACUUAAGUAGAACUUAAGUACAGUGCCUUGCAAAAGUAUUCAUCCCCCUUGGCAUUUUUCCUAUUUUGUUGCAUUACAACCUGCAAUUUAAAUUGAUUUUUUAGAAGUCACAUAAACAACACUUUUUUUAUUCAGGACAAAAAGUUAAUUGCUUUGCCACAUUUUUUCCAUUAUUUUUGUAUUUGUUUUAUCUUUCAGUAUUACUUUAGUGCCUUGUUGGAAAAAGGAUUCACGUUUUGUAAUAUUUUUAUUCCGUACAGGCUUCCUUCUUUUCACUCUGUCAAUUAGGUUAGUAUUGUUGAGUAACUACAUGUUGAUCCAUCCUCAGCUUUCUCCUAUCACAGCCAUUAAACAAACUCUGUAACUGUUUUAGGUCAAUGAUGACUUUCAUGGUGAAAUCCCUGAGCGGUUUCCUUCCUCUCCGGCAACUGAGUUAGGAAGGACUCCUGCUGUAUCUUUGUAGUGACUAUUGAUACACCAUCCAAAGUGUAAUUAAUAACUUCACUAUGCUCAAAGGGAUAUUCAAUGUCUGCUUUUUUUUUUACCCAUCUACCAGUAGGUGCCCUUUUUAUCGAGGCAUUGGAAAACCUCCCUGGUCUAUGUGGUUGAAUCUGUUUGAAAUUCACUGCUUGACUGAGGGACCUUACAGAUAAUUGUAUGUCUGAGGUACAGCGAUGAGGUAGUCAUUAAAAAAUCAUGUUAAACACUUUUGCACACAGUGAGUCCAUGCAACUUAUUAUGUGAAUACUUAUUGACUGAAGACAUUUCAGCUUUUUAUUUUUAAUCAAUUUGGAAACAUUUCCAAAAACACAAUUCCACUUUGACAUUAUGGGGUAUUGUGUUUAGGCUAGUGAUGACAAAUCUCAAUGUAAUUAAUUUAAAAUUCAGGCUGUAACACAACAAUGUGGGUAAAGUCAAGGGGUGUGAAUACUUUCUGAAGGCGCUGUAUGUUAAUAUAACUAGGAAUAGAGUGACUAGGCAACAGGAGAGAAAAUAAAUAGAAUCACCAGCAUAUGAGAUUAGUCAAAGUUAGUGCAAAAAUGGUCAAUGCAGAUAGUCUGUGUAGCUAUUUGGUUAACUAUUUAACAAAUUAUUUAGCAGUCUUAUGGCUUGGGGGUAGAAGCUGUUCAGGGUCCUGUUGGUUCCAGACUUGGUGCAUUGGUACCGCUUGCUGUACGUUAGCAGAGAGAACAGUCUAUGACUUGGGUGGCUGGAGUCUUUGACAAUUCUUAGGGCCUUCAUUUGACACUGCCUGAUAUAGGGGUCCUGGAUGGCAGGGAGCUCGGCCCCAGUGAUGUACUGGGCCGUACGCACUACCCUCUGUAGCGCCUUGCGGUCAGAUGCCAAGCAGUUGCCAUACCAAGCGGUGAUGCAGCCAGUCAAGAUGCUCUCAAUGGUGCACCUGUAUAACUUUUUGAGGAUCUGAAGGCCCAUCCCAAAUAUUUUCAGCUUCCGUUGGGGGAAGAGGCAUUGUCGUGCCCUCUUCAUGACUGUGUUGGUGUGUGUGGACCAUGAUCGAUCCUUAGUGAUGCGGACACAGAGAAACUUGAAGCUCUCAACCCGCUCCACUACAGCUCCGUUGAUGUGAAUGUGGAAGUGCUCGGCCCUCCGUUUCCUGUAGUCCAUGAUGAGCUCCUUUGUCUUGCUGACGUCGAGGUAGAGGUUGUUGACCUGGCACCACACUGCCAGGUCUCUGACCACCUCUCUAUAUGCUGUCUCAUCGUCGUCGGUGAUCAGGCCUACCACUGUUGUGUGGUCAGCAAACUUAAUGAUGGUGUUGGAGUCGUGCGUGGCCACGCAGUCGUGGGUGAACAGGGAGUACAGGAGGGGACUAAGCACGCACCCCUGAGUGGCCCCUGCGUUGAGGGUCAGCAUGGUAUCACCACCUGGGGGCGGCCCGUCAGGAAGUCCAGGAUUCAGUUGCAGAGGGAGUGAUACCAUGACUGUCAAAUCCGUGAAUUUGUUUGUGGCCAGCGACUUUUAUAAAGAGAGCCCCUCGAUUUCUCAAAGUCCUGCGACGGAAAGGCGUGUAUGAUAAAAUCAACGGUACCAAACCAAAGAUAUUACUCUGUUUAAAGCAAUCGAUUUAGUACUAUCUUAAUAACUAUAAACUUCUAUAACAUCAUCACUAAUCUGAGGUAAAAGUAUGUGUAAUUCCACUCAAUUUAUGUGGUGAAAAUGCAAGCUUGUGUAAGGUAACACGUACUGUCCACAUAAGGGAAAUUAGAGCAAUAUAAAAAUGUAAUAUGACAAAAUAAUUCAACAUGUCAAUUUAGGAUGAUAGUAUAUGCUUCCCACUCACAAGCUAUUGCAACAAUUACACCUAUUUCUCACCCAUUUAACCAUUUAGAGAGUUUAAAAAUGCUCUCAAACACAAUUUAACCGGGUACUCUAGACCAGGGUUUCCCAAACUCUGUCCUGGGCCCCUCCCCCCUGGGUGCACGUUUUGCCCUAGCGCUACACAGCUGAUUAAAAUAAUCAACUCAUCAUCAAGCUUUGAUUAUUUGAAUCAGCUGUGUAGUGCUAGGUCAAAAACCAACACAUGCACCCGGGGGGAUGGCCAGGACCGAGUUUGGGAAACCCUGGUCUAGACUAAAGCCUCCAUAGUCUGUGCAGUAGCCUGAACGUUCAACGUCCCUAACGUUAGCGUACACUGGCAACUUGGAUUUCUGGACAAGCACACUUUGGUAUCAUCAGUGGUUGGCAUUUGGUGAUAGCUAUAACAUGUUGGCAGGUGAAUCUGGUACUCAUUUAUGAGAGUUAAGUUCACCUGUAAAGACAUGCUGUUGUUGAUUGCAGCAAUCCAUAAACUAACCUACAUCUUUGCAUUUACAGGUUUGGAAUUGCAGCAUAUAGAAAGUACAGCAGUGGCAGUGGAUAUCCAAAUAUCUCACUCUCUGCACCGUUACCAGGGAUCCCCAAACCAGUGUUUGCAGCAGUGGAUGGGCAUGAACAAUGCGAGACUAAAAUCACUACUUUGGAAAAUGGCCUUAAAGUAGCAUCUCAAAACAAGUUUGGUCAGUUCUGCACGGUUGGAAGUAAGUUGCUACAGAAUUUGAAUAGAGCUGAUCUUUCUUUAUCAUUCUAUUUCAGACCGUCUCUUGCUGCAUAAUCAAAGUAUGACUGAAUAUUGAUUUGAUUUCUCUCUCCUUCCAGUUUUAGUAAAUUCAGGCUCUAGGCAUGAGACAAAAUACCCCAGUGGAAUUGCACACUUUUUUGAGAAACUUGCCUUUUCUGUAAGUGUCACCUGUUUUGAGACAUCUUGCUAGUCAACAAACACCUUGUACAAGAGAUGUUGCACCGUUUUUGCCUCUCACUAUGUUGUCACUUUUGUAGCAUAAGCAAAUUGCUUGCUAUAUUUUUGUUUAUGGAAAAUUAUGACAAUACCCUCUGCAUCUUCAGUCCACAGCUCAGUAUGGCAGUAAAGAUGAAAUUCUUCUCACACUUGAAAAACAUGGAGGGAUCUGUGACUGCCAAACAUCCAGGUAUGAAUAAUUGAUUUGGCUUUAAUGUCCAGGCACAGUAUGUUUUCUCUCUGACUGAUGGAAAGGUCUAGUGUCGAGUCAUGGUGCUCUUUAUCCCUUUUACAUUUACAUUGUAGUCAUUUAGCAGACGCUCUUAUCCAGAGCGACUUACAGUUAGUGAGUGCAUACAUUUCCAUACUGGCCCCCCGUGGGAAACGAACCCACAACCCUGGCGUUGCAAGCUACAGGGGACUUUUGAUGUUGUAGAUACAGUACGUAGUUGGCGUGUAUAAAUUAUACAGUACUGCUUUGUGGAAGGGGAUGAAGAUAUUCAGUCAGUUUGAAUGAUGUCUAAGGUUCUAUUCACAGAGACACCACCAUGUAUGCAGUCUCUGCCGAGGUGAAGGGACUGGACACUGUAGUCAGCCUGCUCUCUGACGCUGUAUUGCAGCCACGCCUACUAGGUGAGUCAAUACUGAGUGACAGAUCUUUCAUCAUGUUUAAUGAUGCUUCCCUUAAUGACUAGGGAAAAUGUUGACUUAAUUUAAUUGUCUACAAAGUAACAGACUGUUAAACGUUUUUGUGGGAGUAUAUUUUCAUCAGGGAUGGCUCUGCUUUGGGUUACUAGAUGAGGAGAUUGAGAUGACUAGGAUGGCCAUGCGCUUUGAGCUGGAGGAUCUGAACAUGAGGCCUGACCCUGAACCUUUACUGACAGAGAUGAUCCAUGCAGUGAGUCAUGCUACUGGUUGAUCCACUCUUUAAGUGACAGACAAUUACAACACUCUUGAGCUGCAUGAAAUCUAUUGUAGCACCAUUUCUAAUCGACUUUGGCCCACCUCUCUGCAGUGCGCAUAGAUAAUCAAUUGCACCAUUUGUCGACACAUAUUUCUAUGACAAUACAUAAUGUUUCGCAACACUUACUCUGAACUAGGCAGCAUAUCGGGGGAACACCGUUGGGUUGCCUCGCUUCUGCCCAGUAGAGAGCGUGGAGAAGAUCGACAAGAAGCUGCUACACACGUACCUGCGGAGCUACUACUGUCCAGAGCGUAUGGUGCUAGCCGGAGUGGGCAUCGAACAUGAACAACUGGUGGCCUGUGCCAGGAAAUAUCUGCUGAAUGUAAAGCCAGUAUGGGGAGCCAGUACGCCUACCAACGUCGACCUGUCUGUGGCACAGUACACUGGUGGAAUCGUAAGGGUAAGAGCAGUAUUUUACCCUUUGCUUACUUUUUCCUUUAUUUAUAUUUUCUUUACUAAAUCAGAAUGAAAAUCUUUGUUUUGAUCCUCAGAUGGAUAAGGACAUGUCAGAUGUGAGCCUUGGCCCCACCCCCAUCCCUGAGCUCACACACAUCAUGAUUGGCCUGGAGAGCUGCUCCUUCCUGGUGGGUGCCCACGUUGAUUGGUUGGUGUAGAGGAUCUCCCGCCCACUUGGUUGAACUGUCGCAGACUCUAUGCUAUCCUGUAGCUGGAUAUUCUAUGUAUAAUAUAUGCAUGUUUUGUGUUACAGGAGGACGACUUUAUCCCUUUUGCUGUCCUCAACAUGAUGAUGGGUGGAGGCGGGUCCUUCUCAGCGGGGGGUCCUGGGAAAGGCAUGUUCACUAGACUUUACCUGAACGUUCUCAACAGGUAAGCAUGAUGCAACAUUCACAAUUCUAAUUAAAGUACUUAAGAUUGUAUUAUUUUGUGGAUUCUGUUUGUUCAUUUUUUUUUCUACAGGCAUCAUUGGAUGUACAAUGCCACCUCAUACCAUCACAGUUAUGAGGACACUGGCCUGCUGUGUAUCCAUGCCAGCGCAGACCCUAGACAGGUAGAGCGAGGGGAUUUGGGAGAGGCAUGCAAAGGCAGGACUUUACGAUGUAGAUGAAGGGCUAAUACAAAGCUGCCAUAUGCUUGGAGAAUAACAUCAGGAGAACUGUUCAAAAGAAAACUAUUGUUUUACUUUGUAUGUGUGUUCUCUGAAGUUGUGAAAGUGCUGCUGCCAUUCCAAAGUUGUUGAUUACAACAUCUUGCUUUGUCAAGGUUCGGGAAAUGGUGGAGAUUAUAACCAGAGAGUUUAUUCAGAUGGCUGAGACAGCAGGAGAGGUAAGGCUGGCCAUUAGCCUGGGAGGGGAAAGGAUGUCACAAAGCGACAAUGACCUAUUUUAAAUGGACAAAACUUUCUGAACUUUAAACUCUUUCUUUGAACUUCAAAACUUUGCAUCUCUCUUUCUGUGCUCAGAUGGAGUUGGAGAGAGCGAAAACACAGCUCAAGUCCAUGCUGAUGAUGAACCUGGAGUCACGGCCAGUUAUCUUUGAGGAUGUCGGCCGACAGGUUCUAGCCACAGGGAAGAGGAAGCUGCCACACGAGCUGUGUGACCUCAUCAGUGAGUACUAGUGCCCUGGAUCAUAAUAGUGGAUAUUGAUAUCAGCAAGCCCAGAAUUAAACAUUUGUCAAAACAAUCUUCAGGGAGUAGACUAAUCAUAACUGUCAUGGCAAAUCAGUAGUUCUGUAUGAGGACUUUUCACUCUUUCCAGGUAACGUUACAGUGAGUGACAUCAAGAGGGUCACAACCAAGAUGCUGUGCAGCAAGCCAGCAGUAGCAGCGCUAGGAGACCUGACAGAGGUGCCCUCCUAUGAGCACAUCCAAGCUGCCCUGUCCAGCAAGGAUGGACGCCUGCCUCGCAUGUACCGCCUCUUCCGAUAGACCCCCCUGUGUUUGUUUACUCAGGCAUCACUGUACAUACUGGACACUGGUCUACACUAGUGUUCUCUCAAUAGAGCUGUGCUAAGCUCUGGGAGAGGACUAAUGUUUGGACCUCAACUGCAAAAGAAAGUUGAGAAAGUGGUGAUUUUAACUACAUUUACGUCAUUUAGCAGACGCUCUUAUCCAGUGCGACUUCCAAAUUACAUUUUAUUCGGUUAGGAAAUACCUCUCUGUGCAUUUGGAGAGUCUACAUUUUCUUGCCAGAGGGA